Protobothrops mucrosquamatus (brown spotted pit viper) is the source of this 1293-nucleotide messenger RNA. Its product is annotated as ubiquilin-1-like. The record is from RefSeq and is a predicted model, not a curated record. The transcript has a single exon. Gene Ontology annotation, molecular function: polyubiquitin modification-dependent protein binding. Gene Ontology annotation, cellular component: cytosol. The annotation marks the transcript as partial. Lineage: Eukaryota; Metazoa; Chordata; Lepidosauria; Squamata; Viperidae. Gene Ontology annotation, biological process: ubiquitin-dependent protein catabolic process.
AUGUCUGAGAGCAAAAGAGCCCCCGGGGCUGCGAACCACAGAAGCCGGGUCAUCAGAGUGACUGUCAAGACCCUCAAGCGCAAGGAGCAAUUUGAGGUGGCCGACAGCACCCGCGUCCAAGAGUUCAAGAAGCUGAUUGCUGACCGCUUCAAGACGCCCCCCGAGCAGCUGUCCCUCAUCUUUGCGGGUGAGAUUCUCAACGACCAGGAUACCCUCGUGCAGCACAAGAUUGGCGACGGGUCCAAAGUCCAUCUCUUCAUCAAGUCUCAGAGGAAGCCCUCAGGCAACCCAGGGGACAAUCCAGCUACGCCCACCGCCUUCUCACAAAUGCCAGCAGCUCGAGAGUUCUCCUCGGAACACAGCCUGGACCUCUCGGAUUGGAGCAGCCAGCCUGAAGACCUGAUGGCCUCCUGCCACGAAAUUGUUGCCCAGACCACGGAGAACCUUUUGCUCCAGAUGGUCACGCUGAACCUGGAUGCCUCUGCCUUGAACAGCAACCCGCUUCUCCUGGGCUUCCUCCUCGGGGUCACCGGCAUGAACGUUCUGGACCUGAAUGCCCAGGAGGUUUCUGACUUUGUCAGUGAGGCCCAGGAGCAGGAUGCGACCCGGCAGGAGCUCAUCAUUGAAAUGAUGCAGCACCCCUUUGUGCAGAACCUCUUUGGGGACCCCGAACAGGUCAGGCAGAUGAUCCUGUCUGUGCCUCAGAUGCAGCAGCUGGCUGAGCAGAACCCAGAGAUCAACCACAUCCUUAACAACUCCGAAUUCCUGCGAGAAAUGAUCGACGUGGCCACCAGCCCAGCUGUGAUGGAUGAGAUCAUCAGGAACCACGACCGAGCCCUGAGCAACCUGGAGAGCACCCCAGGGGGUUACAGCGCCUUGCAACAGCUCUACAACGACAUUGAGGUCCCAAUGCUGAACGCGGUGCAGGCCCAGUUCCAGGGCAGUUCGUUUCCUCCCUCAGACACGAAACCUUCCCCUGGGGGGAUCAGCCCCCUCUCCCGGACAGAGAACAGGGAGCCUCUGCCCAACCCGUGGGCGCCCCAGUCGAACAGCAGUGGUGGUGACAAUAUAUGUAACGGUGACAUCAGCAGUGCCGCCGGUAACAGCGCUGAGCAAGGUUACAUCCUGCUAGCGUUGGGCCCCGGAGUCCGGCCAGGACCUAGCAAGACUGAAAGCAUCCAAAACAUGGUCCAUCAGCUCACGGACAACCUGGAGUUCAUGCAGAACAUCUCCAACGCCCUGGCGAAGCCUAAUGGCCCCACUCAGAUGUUCCUCAGUCACUGCAACUCCCCG